CUUCGCUCAUGGAGGUUCAAAUCCUACUCCUCAACUUCAGUAAUCAGAAAUGUUUGAAGUAUUAAACUUGAAUGUUGUAAUUUAUUAUUUAUCUUUACAUGGUGCCGUUAUUGCAGGUAAUAAAAUAUUCCAUGCACCCCUCGAUUCAAAAAGUGAAAUGAUGUUGCACUGGAUUUUGGACUAUCCCACCAAAAGUAUAGUAUUUGAGAUACACUUACCUCGUUUAGAUCUUCAAUGGUUUGCUAUAGGUUUCUCCGAUAGAGGGAAUUAUUUUCCAGCAGAUUAUUGUGUACUGAGUGCUGGGUGGAAUCGACUGAAUUUUGAGGAUACAUGGGCUGAUGAGGAUGGUAAUCUUCAUUUGGAUAAUACACAAAACUGCAAUAAUUUUCAGCAUAAAAAUAGUAGAAGCACUACGAAGUUCACAUUCACUAGGAAGUUUGAUACUUGCGAUGAACAUGAUUAUAUAAUUGAGGAAGGAACAACUCACAUUGUAUGGCUGAGAGGUAGAGGUCCAUUACCUAGUGUAGAAGGUUUCAACCUCCGUAACAUCUCGAAGCAGAAUGAAGGAAUGAUAAGAGUCAGCCUACUCAAGAAUAUCAACGUGUCAGAACUGCCCCCUUAUGUUAUGCAUUACGAUGUUGUGGUUGAUAAAGUAAGGGUUCCAGCUGAAGAGACAACCUAUUGGUGCAGCGUCCGCAAAUUACCCACUAGAUUCAAGAAAAAACAUCAUAUCUAUCAGUUUGAAUCACACAUACAAAAGAGCAGCGAAGGGGUUGUACAUCACAUGGAAGUUUUUCAUUGUUUCGCUCCAGCAAAUGUGGAAAUCCCACUUUACGACGGCUCUUGUUUCGCUUCUGAACGACCACCAGAAACUAAUGUGUGCAAAAGAGUAUUGGCUGCAUGGGCAAUGGGGGCAGGUCCUUUCACAUACCCAGAGGAAGCCAGUUUACCAUUUGGAGGAUCAGAUUUCAACCAAUAUAUUAUGUUGGAAAUUCAUUAUAAUAAUCCGGAAUUAAUAUCAGGCUUAGUAGACAGCUCUGGAAUAAGAUUAUAUGUGUCCGAUGUCCUCAAGGAUAUGGAUGCUGGAAUAAUGGAACUGGGUUUAGAAUAUACAGAUAAAAUGGCCAUACCUCCGAAGUUGAAUCAAUUUCCCUUAUUUGGUUAUUGUGUGAGCGAAUGUACAGCAGUGGGACUUCCUCAAAGAGGAAUUACCAUUUUUGGAUCCCAGCUGCAUACUCACUUGACAGGAGCGAAAAUUGCUACGAGACAUUUCAGAAAUGGACGUGAACUUCCACUUUUGAACUACGACAAUCACUAUUCUACGCAUUUCCAAGAAAUAAGAAGACUCAAAUCACCUGUGACAGUGCUUCCGGGUGACGCUCUGAUAACAAGGUGUGAUUACAAUACUGAAGAGAGGGAUAAUAUUACAUUGGGAGGCUUCGCUAUAAGUGACGAGAUGUGUGUAAAUUAUAUUCAUUAUUUUCCGGCAACUUCUUUGGAGGUCUGCAAAAGUUCCAUUUCUGAUCAAGCACUUCAGACAUACUUUCGUUAUAUGAAUGAGUGGGAAGGACAACCAACUUCAUCUUCGCUAGGAAUUUCGGACAACUACAAAGCCAUAAAAUGGAAUAAGAUGCGCAUACAACUCCUACUGGAAGUAUAUGGAGAAUCACCAUUGAGUAUGCAGUGCAACAUGUCAUCAGGAGAUAGAUUUCCAGGAUACUGGGAGAACACUCCUAUAACUUCUAUUCUUAAUCCUUUACCACCAACCCCUAGGGACUGUACAAAUUUGUAAGAUGUUGAUGAUGCAAUAAAUGAUGAAAUUUAA
This is a messenger RNA of Coccinella septempunctata (seven-spotted ladybird), 1825 nucleotides long. RefSeq names its product tyramine beta-hydroxylase (gene Tbh). Gene Ontology annotation, cellular component: secretory granule membrane. Bases 50 to 1792 code for a protein of 580 amino acids. The transcript has 10 exons. Gene Ontology annotation, biological process: dopamine catabolic process; norepinephrine biosynthetic process; octopamine biosynthetic process. The record is from RefSeq and is a predicted model, not a curated record. Gene Ontology annotation, molecular function: copper ion binding; dopamine beta-monooxygenase activity. Lineage: Eukaryota; Metazoa; Arthropoda; Insecta; Coleoptera; Coccinellidae.